AUGGUCUCAUCCCCCCUGCCCUCCAUCGUCAUCAUUCCCAAGAAGUGUCCCUUGGUCUCAGCACCUUCGUGGUGGAGCUCCACAACGUCAACAAAAGCCAUGAAGAUACUCUUCCUGCUUCUUCUUCUCCUCCCCGUGGUGUCCCAGGCUGCUGCGGUGUCAGACACUGUGACGUGUCGGAAGACCAAGGGCAAGUGUUCAUUCCUACUCUGUCCCUUGUUUAAGAAAGCCACUGGUACCUGCUACAAUGGACUGGCAAAGUGCUGCAGGCCUUUAUGGUGA
Molecule: messenger RNA, 282 nt
Organism: Chroicocephalus ridibundus (black-headed gull)
Lineage: Eukaryota; Metazoa; Chordata; Aves; Charadriiformes; Laridae
Gene: DEFB1
Product: defensin beta 1
Exons: 3
Coding region: 1-282 (93 amino acids)
Biological process (GO): defense response to Gram-negative bacterium; defense response to Gram-positive bacterium; innate immune response in mucosa
Cellular component (GO): extracellular region
Molecular function (GO): CCR6 chemokine receptor binding
Source: RefSeq, a predicted model, not a curated record